GUCUGUAUUUUUUCACCCUUUCCUUUUCUUACCCGGGAGCGCGCGCAUCCAUCCAUCACCCCCUCCUUUUGCUCUACUACAAUUAAGUCUGCAUUCAUACAUACACACACACACACACACACACACACACACACGCGUGCGCGCACUGAGCCUGCAUACUGGAGUGUUCCGGGAGCGGCGCGUCGCCGUUGCGUCUCCUCGCAUCAUCUCCGCCAUUUUCGGUGUCGGAUCACGGUGAUGUUUCAGGCAGAAGAUCGGCAGUGAGGAGAACACGGACUGAGCGAGGAAGAGGAGGAAGAGGAAGAGCUGGAAACGCGUCCGUGUGUGUGUGUGUCCAGUGCGUGCGGAUGGUCAUGGUCAGGGUGAUGUGGUGAUGAAGAAGAUGGUGACGAAGAGGAUGAGGAUGAAGAUGAUAAUGAUGGUUUCUCCGCGCCUGCCUGUCAUGGCUCUCCCUGAGCUCCUCCUCAGGCUCUUCCUCUGCGCCCAGCUCAUCUCCAGUUCCCUCCAAACAGAAAACGAUGAUGAUGAAGUGACAAACAAAACCUGGGUGUUGACCCCGAAGGUGUACGAGAGCGACGUCACACACAUCCUCAACAGUUUACUAGACGGAUACGACAACAAGCUGAGGCCGGAUAUAGGAGUGAAACCCACUGUGAUCCAAACGGACAUGUUUGUGAACAGUAUCGGGCCUGUAAACGCAAUCAACAUGGAAUACACCAUCGACAUCUUCUUUGCUCAGACCUGGUACGACAGACGCCUGAAGUUUAACAGCACCAUGAAGGUCCUGCGUCUCAACAGCAAUAUGGUGGGAAAGAUCUGGAUCCCCGACACCUUCUUCCGGAACUCUAAAAAGGCCGACGCCCACUGGAUCACGACACCCAAUCGCAUGCUCCGGAUCUGGAACGAUGGGCGAAUCCUGUACACUCUGAGGUUGACCAUCGAUGCCGAGUGCCAGCUUAAACUGAAUAACUUUCCCAUGGAUGAACAUUCCUGUCCCCUGGAGUUCUCGAGCUACGGCUACCAGGAGGAGAUCAUUUAUAAGUGGAAGCGGAGUUCCGUCGAGGUCGGAGAUAUACGCUCCUGGAGGCUGUAUCAGUUCUCCUUCGUGGGUCUGAGGAACAUCUCAGAUAUUGUCAGCACCUUCUCAGGUGACUACGUGGUGCUGACCGUCUUCUUUGACCUGAGCAGGAGAAUGGGCUACUUUACCAUCCAGACCUACAUCCCCUGUACCCUGAUCGUCGUCCUCUCCUGGGUCUCCUUCUGGAUUAACAAGGAUGCCGUCCCUGCACGCACAUCUUUAGGAAUCACCACGGUGCUCACCAUGACAACGCUCAGCACCAUCGCCAGGAAGUCACUGCCCAAAGUGUCGUACGUGACGGCUAUGGACCUCUUCGUGUCCGUGUGCUUCAUCUUCGUGUUCGCGGCGCUGAUCGAGUACGGGACGCUGCACUACUUCGUGAGCAACCGCAAACCGAGCAAGAACAAAGACAAGAAGAAGAAAAACCCGCAGAACCCGACGGUGGAUAUCCGUCCCCGCUCGGCUACGGCCAUCCAGAUGAACAACGCCACGCACAUGCAGGAGCGUGACGAGGAGUUCGGCUAUGAGUGUCUGGACGGGAAAGACUGCACAAGCUUCUUCUGCUGCUUUGAGGAUUGUCGCUCGGGGGCGUGGCGUCAUGGCCGCCUGCACAUCCGCAUCGCCAAGAUCGACUCGUAUGCUCGCAUCUUCUUCCCCACUGCCUUUGGCCUCUUCAACCUCGUCUACUGGGUGUCGUACCUGUACCUGUGAGCGCCGUAAAUACACCUGCAGCGCAAUGCUAACCGUACAACAAUAAUCGCACAAAAUACUGCUAAUCCUACAGUGUAACGCUCUUCAUACAACAUAAUGCUAGUCAUGUAGUUAAAGGCUAAUCUCUGCUUCUUUGAUACAAUCUUUAUUGCUAACAUUUUCUUCUCACCUGCGUCCUGUUUCAGUGUAUCCUUGUCGACUUCCCCUUACCUGAAUUACUCUGGUGUGCACUUCUUCUACAGGACUACAAACACUGCAUAGUGAAAGAGAGACCAGAUAGUGGGAUGUGAAGUCCACUAGCUUGUUGAUCUUUAGCCAUUAUGUCUUCUGUUUGGCAACAUAGCCAUCCUUGGAGAUGUAGUUCACUCGACUGAUGAAAAUUUAGAUCAUGGGAGUUUUGUUCCACUAGAUUAAAAUAGUCAUGUAGUCCAUUAGAUGGUGGAAGAUUAUAGAUUAAGUCCACUAGGUAUUGGGAUGUGUAAUCAUCUGUAUUGUGAGCAGUUAAGUCCCCUAGAUAGUGAAAGAUAUGAAUGACGGUGAUGGAGAAGAAACAGUGGAGAUGCAGGGAGGCGUAGUCCACUAGAAAAUAGUGUCUUCUUCUUCUUCUUUUUCUUCUUCUUCUUCUUUCGGCUUCUCCCAUUAGGGGUCGCCACAGUGGAUCAUCCGUCUCCAUACCCCCCCUGUCCUCUACAUCUGCCUCUCUCCACUAGAAAAUAGUGUGCACUAGAAAAAAGACUAGACUGAGAAAGCUAAAGUCUAGACUGUUUGUGAUCUGGUCCCCUAGGAAGUGGGAGAUUUCAGUGAUGGUUAUAAAGUUGAUUUGGGAAAGGUAUAAUAAUUAUAAUAUAAUUAUUAUAAAAAAGAAAUAAUGCACUAGAUAUUGAGACUGUGGGAGUUGUAUUAGUUGUAGUCCACUUGAUAAAAGAAGAUCUAAUCAGGUAAAGCCACUAGAUUGUAGUUAUUAAACAAUCUAGUCCACUACAUAAGAGGAUGGAUAAGGAUCGAUUUAGUGCGAGGGGGAAGUUGGCGAGGGGGAAGUCGGAGAGGGAAGUCGGCG
Molecule: messenger RNA, 2846 nt
Organism: Silurus meridionalis
Lineage: Eukaryota; Metazoa; Chordata; Actinopteri; Siluriformes; Siluridae
Gene: gabrg2
Product: gamma-aminobutyric acid type A receptor subunit gamma2
Biological process (GO): signal transduction; monoatomic ion transmembrane transport; regulation of postsynaptic membrane potential
Cellular component (GO): dendrite membrane; postsynapse; synapse
Molecular function (GO): benzodiazepine receptor activity; transmitter-gated monoatomic ion channel activity involved in regulation of postsynaptic membrane potential; inhibitory extracellular ligand-gated monoatomic ion channel activity
Source: RefSeq, a predicted model, not a curated record